AUGUACUCAUCACCGAUGGACUUCUUUUCUAUGGGGAUGUUCAUCCUCGAUGAGAUACACUGGGGCCAGAAAAAGUACAACGACGUGAUUGGAGGCGCUGGAACGUAUGCUGCGGUAGCAGCUGGGUUGUUCCUGCCAAAAGACGAAAGAAACCGAGCAGGGUGUAUAGUUGAUAUGGGCAGCGACUUUCCACCAGACCAGCUCGAUCAAUUGAAGAAAUGGAAAGUAGGCUUUUAUUUUCGCACUAAUGACGACCGAUUGACCACGAGGGGCUGGAACAACUAUGGCGACAACGAAGCUAGAGACUUUAGGUACAUGACGCCCAAACUGCAGGUCGAUGCGAAGGAUCUGCUCGAAUAUCCUCCAGCUGCUAAUGCCAAGUGCAUACAUUUUAUUUGCUCACCGCCCCGUUUGUUAGAGUUUGUGCACGAAUUGAAGCCUCAGAAAGGCCAAUUGGUCCUGUGGGAGCCCGUGCCAACCGAGUGCAUACCUGAGCAAUGGCCCAAGUGCCGGCAGUGUUUUGAUAAAGUGGACAUUUUGUCUCCGAAUGCCAAGGAGGCAGCCUCGUUUUUAGGAAGAAGGGAACCCCAGAGUAAGAAGGAGAUCGAGCAAUUGGCCGGAGAGUAUUCAGCGUUCAAGGGCAUGCUGGUUAUAAGAGCGGGCCACCUCGGGUCUCUGGUCGUACAGAAUGGGCUCAAAAGAUGGUACGAACCCUACCACCUGGACCAGGAGAAAGUUGUUGAUCCCACAGGAGGAGGUAACAGCUUCCUGGGUGGACUGGGUAUUGGAUUAGUGCGUUAUCCCAAAGAGCAGGCUACGGCCAUGGCAUACGCCAAUGUCGCUGCGAGUUUCAUGAUCGAGCAAGUUGGGUUCCCUGAGUACGACCCCGAAACCGAUCGUUGGAAUGGAGACCUCGUUGCAAAUCGAGUGGCUAAAUAUCGAGCAAGAGCUUAUUUAGGUGUGUUAAACUAA
Messenger RNA from Wickerhamiella sorbophila, 972 nucleotides. RefSeq lists its product as uncharacterized. The record is from RefSeq and is a predicted model, not a curated record. The transcript has a single exon. NCBI's taxonomy places the organism in Eukaryota, Fungi, Ascomycota, Dipodascomycetes, Dipodascales, Trichomonascaceae. The coding region runs from base 1 to 972 and encodes 323 amino acids.